AUGUCAAUAGGCGUUCGCAAGGCUGUCAAGGAUGACUCUGAAAAUGAUGCAAUGAUACCCCACCGUAUGCAUGCAGAUGGUAUUGUCGACAUGGCUAUCGUCGCCCCAGAAUCAGCAGCUGGCAAAAAGAGUGGAAGCGAUGAAAGUGAUGAAAAUGAUAUGAAUGACGAUUUCGUGUUGAUGCCACCACCAACCACGACAGACGAUAGCUUGGUAUUCCCACCCACCGUCGAAGCCAGAGUGGCACAACUUGAACGAGACGUGGAAUUGCUUAAGAGUAGCCAGCAGCAUAUCGCACCCAACCUCACAACCCUCAAUAGCGAGCUGGAUAACAUCAAAACUGCGAUAACUCUACUCAGGAGAGACGUGAGCAAUUGUGCGGAACAGCGCACGCGCACGCUCGAGAAAGAAUUGCUUGAUCCAACCAAAGCUGAAUUAUCCUUGCUCAAAGAGAAAAUACGCUGGUUGGAAGAUAGCAAAGCUGCUGCGAUAAAGCCUGAUGAUGCAAUUGACCGGCACAUUCCCAGGCCAGUUCCAAAAUCAACACCAGCCUCGGGAAAAGGCGGUAGCAGAUUCUCUCUUAAUGACGCUGUCAUGAUCGGUUUCCUUAUGCUAUUGGAUGACUUUAGGAUUUCUCAACACUCAAAGCUAGUUCCUUCUUCCAUCGGAGAACCAGGCGUCGAAUUCGAUUACCCGAUAUCUGAUGAGCUCAGUAUAAAGAUAACUAUACCACGACCUGAGCAUGAGAAGAUAUUUGCGCAUCGACAGUGGAAAGGUGGUUUACACACAGCGGAUCGCUUGCUGAACGGUGAAAUCAGCAUAGACAACAAGGUAGUAUUAGAGGUCGGUGCAGGUACUGGCUUAUCAGGGAUAGUAGCAGGAUGUAUACAUCGACCUGCAUCCUUUGUCCUAGUCACUGACUACGACGAUCCAAAUCUUAUAUCCAAUCUACGCAAAAAUGUACAAGAUAACAACAAAAACGGUGUUUGCAAAGUACUGCCUCAUUGCUGGGGGAAGGAUGUCGAUGACUUGAGGUCGCUGAGCAAGACAAAAGAUGGAUUUGAUGUCAUACUCGCAGCUGAUGUUAUCUGGGACUCCUUUUCUCAUGCGAGUCUAAUAGAAACUCUGCUACAGUCCUUGAAAAAGAGCGAUUCAUCGAGAGUCGUUCUCGUUGCUGGCUACCACACAGGCAGACACGUCGUACAGGCCUUCCUCCGCAGAGCGAGAUCAAAAGGAUUAGUCCCAGACGACAAUGAGAUUAUGGAGUUUGCGAGAGGAUCAUUUAGCAAAUCCUACACAGAUUUGGACUUUGACUUGUUGGACGGGCUGGAAGAUAUCGACACACACCGAGAAGAGAGGCAAAAGACAACAAUCGAAUGUAGGCUGAAGUUGGCGGGUUAG
Molecule: messenger RNA, 1401 nt
Organism: Wallemia ichthyophaga EXF-994
Lineage: Eukaryota; Fungi; Basidiomycota; Wallemiomycetes; Wallemiales; Wallemiaceae
Product: Putative nicotinamide N-methyltransferase
Exons: 4
Coding region: 1-1401 (466 amino acids)
Biological process (GO): peptidyl-lysine dimethylation
Molecular function (GO): protein-lysine N-methyltransferase activity
Source: RefSeq, a predicted model, not a curated record